This is a messenger RNA of Habropoda laboriosa, 771 nucleotides long. It is a transcript of the gene eIF4E4, whose product is annotated as eukaryotic translation initiation factor 4E-1A. The transcript is spliced from 3 exons. The record is from RefSeq and is a predicted model, not a curated record. Gene Ontology annotation, molecular function: RNA 7-methylguanosine cap binding; translation initiation factor activity. Gene Ontology annotation, cellular component: eukaryotic translation initiation factor 4F complex; cytoplasm. Gene Ontology annotation, biological process: translational initiation. Lineage: Eukaryota; Metazoa; Arthropoda; Insecta; Hymenoptera; Apidae. The coding region runs from base 48 to 668 and encodes 206 amino acids.
CACUGAGCGAACAUAUUGUGCGUGUAGAGCUCGUGUGACCGUGUGACAUGGCUUCGAGUAACACAGAAGAAAUUGAGGAAGUUGAGAAGAAGGAGCAAGAAGUAAUCAACUUCGAUGAAUUCCCGCCGGAGGUUUUAAUUAAACAUCCACUUCAACAUACAUGGACCCUUUGGUAUUUUGAACCUGAUAAAAAUAAAACAUGGGAAGAAAAUCAAAGAAAAGUUACAAAUAAUAGCUUAUACAACCAUAUAAAGGCUGCAUCAGAAUUGCAAAUAGGUUGUGACUACAGCAUGUUCAAACAAGGAAUUAAACCUAUGUGGGAAGAUGAAGCUAAUAAAUGUGGUGGAAGGUGGCUUCUAAACUUAGACAGAAAGCUCAGAAACAUGGAUUUAGAUCGCUUUUGGUUAGAUACUCUUUUAUGUAUAAUUGGUGAAGCAUUUAAUGGAUAUUCAGAUGAAAUUUGUGGGGCAGUUGUAAAUAUAAGGGGGAAAACAGAUAAAAUUGGAGUAUGGACUGCAAAUGCCAAAAAUAAAGAUAGUGUUUUGGAAAUUGGGCGUAAAUUGCGAGAAAGGUUAAAAAUUUCAUCAAAAGUUAGCAUAUGCUAUCAAAUCCAUAAAGAUGUUAUGGUCAAAUCAGGAAGUCAAGCAAAAAAUGCCUAUGUUGUUUAAAUGCUCUUGAUAUUAUGUUCUUAUCACUAUUCAUUAAAAUUUGUCAAACAACAUUUAACAUAUAUUAAUAAUGUGGAUAUUAUACAAAAUUUAGAUUAUUAUA